AUGCCAGCAAAGCAGGAGUGUAUGCGCGCCCGCAAGGACCUUGUCCGGCGCGAGAAGAAGCUCUCACGCAUGGCGCAGGACGUCGCGCGGGCCAUGCGGGAGAUGCCCGUGAUGAAGAUAUCCAAGGAUUACGUUUUUACACGGCCCGACGGCAGAAACGUCUGCCUACCCAACCUCUUUGAGGGCAAGAGGCAGCUUGUCGUCUACCAAUUCACAGUCGGCUCUGGGGCGUCCGACGCCUGCGCCCGCUGCACCUUCCUGGCGGAGCGCUCGGCGGACGCGCACCAGCUCGACUCGUAA
This is a messenger RNA of Gaeumannomyces tritici R3-111a-1, 300 nucleotides long. RefSeq lists its product as hypothetical. The transcript is spliced from 3 exons. The record is from RefSeq and is a predicted model, not a curated record. Bases 1 to 300 code for a protein of 99 amino acids. NCBI's taxonomy places the organism in Eukaryota, Fungi, Ascomycota, Sordariomycetes, Magnaporthales, Magnaporthaceae.